UUCGUUCCUUGUAUAGCAGGCAACCACGCUUUAGUUGGGGUUUCUUGUUAUCCCAGAAACCCUUAUAAAACAGAAGUCUACAAGUCUUCCCAAUUCCUCAAUUCUAUCUUUCUAGACUUUGGAUCGUUCUGAAAUUCCCAUCUUUGCUGUCGGUUCGAAUAGCGGAAAUAUCGAUAUGGCCAAAAGCUCCUUCAAGCUCGAACAUCCUCUGGAAAGGAGGCAGGCGGAAGCAGCUCGUAUAAGAGAGAAGUAUCCUGACAGAAUACCAGUGAUUGUGGAGAAGGCUGAAAAGUCCGACAUACCAGACAUUGAUAAGAAGAAGUAUCUUGUCCCUGCAGACCUGACUGUUGGGCAGUUUGUUUAUGUCGUUCGGAAGAGGAUCAAGGUGAACUCUGAGAAGGCCAUUUUCAUAUUUGUCAAGAAUGUUUUGCCCCCCACUGCUGCCAUAAUGUCUGCAGUAUAUGAGGAUAACAAGGACGAAGAUGGUUUUCUGUACAUGACUUACAGUGGCGAGAAUACAUUUGGGAACCGUCUGCAAGCCCCCCUUGGAUGCAAUAUGCAUUGGAAAUAAAAAGACAUGAAAAGGUGUAUAUUCUCACAUGCUCUUAUUCUUCUUAAACUGCCAGAGGACGAUACACCUGUCUUCUUAAUUUGCUAAUUUGAACCAACAACCCUGGAUUGCUUUUUGUUACUAAGAAUUAUGGUGAAGCUUUCACUUGGUUUCAGAAAAAUGAGGACAAAAUGUUUAUAGCCUUUAUAGUGGUGGUAAGCAUGUUGUUUAAGGCA
Magnolia sinica is the source of this 786-nucleotide messenger RNA. RefSeq names its product autophagy-related protein 8C-like. The coding region runs from base 176 to 571 and encodes 131 amino acids. Gene Ontology annotation, biological process: cellular response to nitrogen starvation. Lineage: Eukaryota; Viridiplantae; Streptophyta; Magnoliopsida; Magnoliales; Magnoliaceae. The transcript is spliced from 6 exons. The record is from RefSeq and is a predicted model, not a curated record.